AUGACGUCGAGCACGCUUAAGCACUCACAAACGAGUGGCAACGGCGUUAUUGCCCGCUCGAGGCAGCUGGACUUUAGUAUCAUCGACAGCGCUGUGGAUGCAGAGGAGAAAGAACAGAUAGAUGGUAGGACUAUCCACGAUAGUUUACAGGUCAAAUAUGUGGAAGAAAAAGUGACCGAACAGGAGGGAAAGCAUACGGAUCGACCGGGAAGUGCUGAAGAAGGAAUCUGCUCGCAACUCGGAGUACACAAGCAUGGCCCUGGCAAGUGGGAAAGGAUUAUUCUUGACAGCAAAAAUGAUUUCUCGAGUUACGGGACAGAUGUGGAUCUGAAGGGUAAAUGGGUGAACUUGACUACCAUUUCGGGACAAAAGCGGCAAAAGACAUCGACCGUUACGAAAUCACUCAUUAAUUCUUUAUGGGAGACCGAUGCAGCUGAGUCAUCGAAACACGCUCCGACCGCAGCCUGCCGACGUCCUGCUGAUAAAAUUGCGGGUAUCAAGGCCCGUACUGUGAUCGAGAAGAAUAGCCGAGAAGGCGUUGCUGACUCAAAAUUGCUUAGCACGAGUGAUCCUGACCAAGUAGCGGGGUCUGUCACGCUAAAGAUUGCCACUGAUAAAUCUUUUCCCGAGCUUAUCGAAGUUGACGUGAACCUAGAUAUAUGCAAGAAUGUUGCUUCUUUUAAAAAGCAACUUUGGUCAAGCAUUUUGUCAGACGCUCCACCUGAUUUACAUGCUCAACUAAUCGGCCUCAAGUCCCGCGUUUUGCUGACAGACGAUGAGCUUUUGACGCGAUGCAUCGCGGCAAAUGGUGUAGAGUUUUUCCUUGUUGGUUACGACUUGCUUCAGUUUUACAGAACGCUGAAUAAUAGUUAUGUUGAAAAACUUCACUUAUUGGCAAAGGAAGUCAGCUUAUCCACGAUCCAUAAAAAGAAUCCGUUUAUGCUAGCGGACAAUUCGUCUAUAACAGAAUCUUUAUGCAAAGAAGACACAAACUCUGAUCUACAUGAAGGUGAGAUUGUAAUUAACUGA
This is a messenger RNA of Plasmopara halstedii, 1029 nucleotides long. Its product is annotated as TELOMERIC REPEAT BINDING PROTEIN. Bases 1 to 1029 code for a protein of 342 amino acids. The record is from RefSeq and is a predicted model, not a curated record. The transcript has 6 exons. Lineage: Eukaryota; Oomycota; Peronosporomycetes; Peronosporales; Peronosporaceae.